Messenger RNA from Boleophthalmus pectinirostris (great blue-spotted mudskipper), 2913 nucleotides. Its product is annotated as protein slender lobes-like. The coding region runs from base 171 to 2066 and encodes 631 amino acids. Lineage: Eukaryota; Metazoa; Chordata; Actinopteri; Gobiiformes; Gobiidae. Gene Ontology annotation, molecular function: catalytic activity. The record is from RefSeq and is a predicted model, not a curated record. The transcript is spliced from 4 exons.
UCUGUGCCUGUCUCCACCACACGCAGUCCACAUUUAGUAAACAUUAACUACACACAUCGAUGAGACCUACUUUAGUCGUACUUAAGUUCUACUUAUGUCCAACUUAAGUCCUACUCUCUCUCUCUGACCGUCCUGAGAAAACAACUGAACAAGUUCUGAUUUGAGCAGCCAUGUCGGGGUCCGCAGACCGCCUGUUGAGGCUCAUCUAUGACUGGAUCCAGGAGGCGAGGGACUGCAGCUCUAACAUGAGAGCUCUGGCGCAAAAGCUGGAGUCCCUGAGGAAGGACUGCAACGUGUGGGACACAGUGGGCAGUACUGUGACUGUGGUGGGGUCAGCGGUAGCUGCUGUAGGCGCCUUGUUCACUGGGGGAGCCUCUCUGGCUCUGUGGGGAGCAGUGGGAGGAACUGUGGGAGCGGGCGUCAGCCUCGUCACCAACAUCACUGAGAGCUUCAAGUCCAGCAAGGAACUGAAGAAAAUUGAGAAAAUAGACAAGAAAUGCAGUGAGCUCGCUGACAAAAUAAAAAAACAGUUUGAUGAGUUGAGAAAGGAGUGUCCAUCCAGCAGUGCUGAUAAACAGGACCAGUAUGUGGUGAAUGAAAUUCUGAAAGCCAUGUCCCGGAGAAGCAAACCGAACAGUGACAUAGACAUAGAAGAUCUGGUGGAUUUGAUGCAACAUUUAAUGAAGAAUCCAUGGGUCAAGAACAUCACCAAACGCCUGUCCACCUCACUGGUCUGUGAGGUCCUAGAAGUCCUGACUGUCUUCUCUCUUCGGCUGGAGGGGAAAAUACUGGCUGGAGCUGCCUCAAAAGGAGGACAGCAGAUCGGCAAAGCUGUGGUUGGACGAGGGGCCUCCAAGUUUCUUGGUGGUGUGGUGGGGCUGGUCUUUUCUCUUCCUGAAGCCAUAGACAACUGGACAGAGGCUAUCAAAAAUAAACAUGAGACUAAAGCCAGCAAAUCCCUGAGAGACACAGCUAAGCAGAUCGACGAGGCUGUAAGGAACCUGUCCAACAAUCUCUCUCAGAUCCAGAAAAUGAUUCAGGAGGCUGCAACAACUCACUGCCCCACAAGUGAAGAAGAUGAUGAACAUGAAGAAGAUGAAGAAGAUGAAGAAGAUGAGGAGGAUGAAGAAGAUGAGGAGGAUGAAGAAGAUGAGGAGGAUGAAGAAGAUGAAGAAGAUAAAUAUGGAGAAGAUGAAGAAAGUGAAGAAAAUGAAGAAGAUGGAAAAGAUGACGAAACUGAAGAAAGUGAAGAAGAUGAGGAGGAUGAAGAAGAUGAGGAGGAUGAAGAAGAUGAGGAGGAUGAAGAAGAUGAUGAAAAUGAGAUGAGGAUGGCGCUGCUCAAUGUUCGCUCUCUUAAUAAAUUCAUUAGGACUAGAAAUGGCAGCCACCUGAGCGGUCUGAUUCUGAACAACGCCCUGGAUGUGUUGUUCAUCACAGAGACCUGGUUACCGCUGAGAACCGUCUCCAACGCUGAACUUCAGUCUGCACUUCAGUCCCUUCUGCCCCCAAAUUACAGUUAUUUGAACGAUCCCCGUUUCUACAGCCGUGGAGGAGGUCUGAUACUCAUCUUCUCCAAUGAGUUUGAAUGUGAACAGACAUAUUUUGACUUCUUUUUCUUUUUUGAGUACAUAGCUGCACGUUUAAACCAUCCAUCGUCUCAUGAGACAAUCCUACUCCUGAAUAUCUAUCGCCCUCCUUCCAGACCGGUAGAACAGUUCCUUGAGGAGUUGGAAGUUCUUUUGCAAAACGCUUUUGAUAAUUACAGACAUGUCAUAAUCGCGGGUGAUUUCAAUAUUUGGGUUGAUGAACCAAACAGACAUUCAAAAAGGUUUUUCAAGCUCUUGGACCGGUUCGGCCUGGUUCAGCACGUGAACGAGAGCACUCACAUACGAGGGCACACACUGGACCUGGUCUUGGCCCGUUCCAGUGUUGGAAUCAACGUCUCGUCUGUGGAACCCACCAGGUUUUCAGACCACAGCACAGUGUUCUUCACCCCCAAAGGGUUGCCUCCGAAGAGAAAGAAGAAAAGUAAAAAGAAAAAGAAACUCAGAAGGGAAAGGAGAUAGAUUGAUUUAUCGAGUUCUACAAUUUCAGGACAGGGUAUUGAAUGAAGUCAAUUUACAUCCGACGCGUCUGUAUAUUAGAAAGCUUUAUGCUGCUACACAUUCAUUGUCGAUUGGAUGAAUUCCAUUUAGAACUAUACAAGAGGGGCCCCACAGGCAUGUACUUGAUAUUUGGAAGUAGAGGAAAACUACACAGGCACAGGGAGAACAUGCAAACUCCACACAGAAAGGCCCUGCGCUGCCCUAGAAUCAAACCUUCUUGUUUUGAGGCGAGAGCAUUAACCACUCUGCCACUGUGCCACAGCAACAAUGGGACUUUCCCUUCAGAAGUUGUUCUUCAUAAAGUUGAUUUUUAAUGUGGAGAGAAAAUUCAGUUUGUGGACUGGACAAAAGUUAGUGUGAGAGAAUUUCUAUGUUAUUUUAAGUGUUAUGAAUCAUUUAACGACAUAAUCAUUUGUGUGUGUGUGAAUAAAGUUAUCAAUAAUUGUUUUUUGGGUUUUUCCAUAUAUGCAAUCAUAUGACCUAGUUAAGGAGUUCCUGACUCAUUAACCUAACCUAUUUAUCUUCCAUGAGAAAAGCAGCUAAGGGCUUUCCCCAUCAUGUGUUCAACGUAAGUCAUGACCUGAUUGUUUAUCACCUGGAACAUGUAAUCAAGUGUGAAAUGGGGGGGCGGUUUAGACUAAAAGAUUGUUAGUAUGUGAUCAUGUAAACACCGUGUGAUAUGAUGUCAUGUAUUGUACCUUAUCUGUGUCAUAAUUUUGAAUAAAUGAGUGUUCGGAGAGUUGUUGGGCAGAGUCGGCCAGAGCGUAGCCAGGGGCAGGCAGUCCUCAACUCUCCUGGCACAAGUAUU